AUGCUUCCCAAUUUUGUUUCACCUCCAGAUCAUCCACCGUAUCUGGGCAUGAGAUCCCGGCGUCGGCGCAAAACCUCGAAAGAAGAGCGGGUCUGUCCGGUCUGUGCUCUGGAUUUCAAGAAGGCGGAGCAUUUGGCCCGUCACUUGAGGUCACACACAAAGGAGAAGCCUUUCCACUGUUCCGUCUGUCAUAAGGCUUUUGCUCGGCAGGACACUCUUUUACGACAUUCACGAUCUCAUCCUACGGGUGGCAUAUGUGGAGGUCCCCAGGUGCAAAUUGAUCCAUCAAGUGAUGGCAGUCAUGCAGAAAGUCUGCACACUGGGUUGAUUCCGCAUGAGGCGAUGUCUUCUAGGAUUCCACCCAUCCCGCUUGGGUUGAACACUGGUCCUAUUGCGGUCAAUAUGAUGGUUCCCUUGUCACCACCAAAGUCCAUUGACAAGUGUACACCUAGCCUAUCAUUUGGAGAUAGUAGCACAUUUUCCACACAUGUGACUCCUUUACCUUCACUAUUUUCUCUGGAGACUAGCGAUACUUGGAGGAAUCAGCCAAGUCCACCACCUGCCCCGUGGGAUUAUCGACCUGACAGAGACUGGGAAUCCUUGCUUACUGGAGACGACUUUGAUCUCGAGGCUGUGAAUGAGUCUCUCCUUUGCGCUACAGCCGAUUACGUGCCCACGUUAGAUACUAUACCUUGCUUGGAGGCUGUUCGGCCUCCAAGCCAGCCCGUCUCCUGUAUUGAACAUGAGCGUGCAAAGGGACGAGCCCUGAUCGUUCAAAAGAGAUGGCAUAUAUUUUCUGAUGCGGCUCCAGCUGAAGAUAUGACUCCUGAAUACCCCUCUGAAGGUAUUAUUGACGAGUCAUAUCGCAAAAGUCUGGCAGAGCGAUUACAGCAACGGGUACAACAUGGGAUCCUCCCAUCUACACCUUUCCUGGACCUCUGUAUCCAAGCCUACUUCUCCAAGUUUCACCAUUUAUUUCCCGUGGUACAUAUGCCUACCUUUCGACCUAGCACUAAAAACUCUGUCCUUUUACUUUCCAUUUGCUCAAUAGGGAGUUUAUUAGUCGGCUCUCCCCGUGCUAUCAAUCAUGGUAUCAGCAUGUUUGAGCGAUUGAACAAAGCAAUACUUGCCUCGUGGGCGCGCAAUGCCAAGCUCUUUCAUAUACAGCAUCCAAGAAUUGACCUCGUCGACAUGAAUGGCGACGCCCUCAAAGAGGCCUGGUUGUCAUGGAUCCAAAUAGAGGUCAAGAAAAGGCAUGUCCCGCUCGGAACGGUACACAAACGGGCGACUAACCUCAAGAUCAACAGACUUGUCCUCGGAAUUUACAUCCACGACGCUGUCCUCGCCCGAAUACACCACCAUGAACCCAUCCUUCGCCAUUCCGUCGAACGGCUCCCUCAAAUCUCUACCAGCGAACUCUUCACGGCUUCAAGUGCGGGACACUGGAAGACACUCAUGAUUGAACACCAAAUGCGAACCCACUCCCUACCGUCUCCCAUCAGCAACAUUCAUCAAAAUCAACCAACAGUCAUCGGCGACUUUGCACUGUGCACAAUGCUCGAAUCCAUCAGCACUCUAGCCUGCGAAGACCGCGGCCUCAACUCCUCUUGGCUCGCAACUGUCACAAAAUGCCAAGACCUCCUGAUUCAAUGGUACCAUCGACACCACCCAAGCAUGCAAGGCAAAUCCAGCUGGUUCUGCCUAAUGAUGCUCUGGCACUCCAUUUUCAUAAUGCUUCAUGCAGACCUCAAUGCUAUCGAAUGCGCCUGCGGUCGGGAAGGCUACGACUCUGCUCAAGAACAUCUCCCAUACGUCCAGAACUGGCUUCGCUCCAUGGACGCAAAGCGAUGUCUGCUUCACGCUAUGCUCAUUCAGAAGAAUUUCGAGUCUCUUCCCACUGGUGCGGAACCGGCUCUUCAUGUCCCCAUGUGUCUAUAUUACUGUGGACUUGUCUGGUCUUGCUUUAUGAGCUUUAGCGAGGAUGCUGAGCCCAUUACUCUAGCCGCGACUGAUACUUUGCAGUUCGCUGAGCUGCGUUUACCUGGAGUGGAUGGUGUUGGAAUAUUCUUAGAACAAGUGGGCGGAUUGCAGCCGCGGAGACUGGCGAUGGGCUCACUGUUCCGCGUGAUCGAUCUCCUGCAGCGUAUCAGUCACUGGAAGAUCUCACAGAGUCUGGCUUCCACGCUGUUAGCCUUGGUGGAGGAAACGCAAGAUUUGUUUUAG
Penicillium maclennaniae is the source of this 2223-nucleotide messenger RNA. RefSeq names its product C2H2-type zinc finger protein. Gene Ontology annotation, cellular component: chromatin. NCBI's taxonomy places the organism in Eukaryota, Fungi, Ascomycota, Eurotiomycetes, Eurotiales, Aspergillaceae. Gene Ontology annotation, molecular function: zinc ion binding; DNA-binding transcription factor activity, RNA polymerase II-specific; RNA polymerase II cis-regulatory region sequence-specific DNA binding. Gene Ontology annotation, biological process: DNA-templated transcription; regulation of transcription by RNA polymerase II. The transcript has 4 exons. The coding region runs from base 1 to 2223 and encodes 740 amino acids. The record is from RefSeq and is a predicted model, not a curated record.